UAGCAGGACAGCAAGAGAGCAGGGAUGUGAGAGCGAGAGAGAGAGAGACGACUGGGAGAACGAGUGGGAGUUCCUAAGUGGGAACAGAGCAACUAGUGUUUCAUAUUACUGCAAAAAGAAGAGAAAGAGGGGAAGAGUUAAUGUGGCCCAAGGCGGCGGUGGAUCGCUUGAUUUAGCGUGCUGCAGUAUAGUGGGUUUAUGGAUUCUUUGAGAGAGGACAAUGUACAUCUCUGUAGUGCUGCUGGUACUGACUAAAGCUCUGCUCACAGAAAUAUGUCAUGCUCUGAACGUGACUGUGAUCCCGGCGCCUGUGGUCUCGGCAACCGAGCGGGACAACCUGACACUGUCCUGCCUGGUAUCUCAGAGAAAGAACGGCAGCAAUCUCGUCCUCCGCUGGUUCUUCUCCCCUCUGGGUGCUCCCACCUCUGCGCCUCCUUUACCUCCCCCAUCUCCUUCCCCCGCUGCCCCCGAGCCCUCCCAGGUCCUCAUAGUCAAAAUGGGCAUCAAGAAAAUCAAGCUGUACGGAAACUACACUCGCCACUUCCCCCAGCCCAAGUUUCGUCUUUAUGAGCAAUCGGAGGGAGAGGUAUACCGCUUGAGGAUUCUAAACGUGACUGGGACGGACCAGGGCUUCUACACGUGUCGGGUGCACGAGAUAAGAAAGUACAGGAACAUAUGGAGAUCAUCGGCCAACGGAAGCAGCACUACACAGUUGACAGUGCAUUUUACACCAGAGGCUCGUAGAGGUGAAGGAAUUUGGCGUCUGUUAUCAGACGUGAACAUGUGUGCCGUGCUGAUCUGCUCGCUGGGCUUGCUCUCCAUCUUCCUUUUCACUCUCACCAUCACCAUCCAGCACUUAUACAGGAGACACAGGCUGAAAGAAAGUUACCUUCUGGUCAAGUGUCCAGAGAGCAGCUCCGGAGAGACAGUAACCAGCUCCAGCAGUUCUUCUAGUUCCUCUCCAAGAGCACACAAUAAAUACAAGGUUCAGAAAAGUGAUCUAAAAGUGGCGUUAAAACCCCCAAAGGUGCCUGAGGAGCCACCACCACUCACACCACCUGCAGUGCCUGUGGCUUCAAAAAGACCCCAGAAGCCCAAAAGGUCAAAGGUUCCAAGGAAGUCUGCCACUCAUCAAGCACAUAAGGAUGACAGCCUGACAUACGCGGAACUAGAGUUGGUCCGACCAACCGUGGAACCCCCAGCUUUGACCAGUCCAGACCCCGACCCUUCCAGCCCAGACACGGUGUACGCUCAGAUCCUCUUCCAGGAGAAGCAGCUGUAAACACAGCAGCUCAGUCUGAACCCAUGGAUGUCUCACUACCUCCCGGAGAGGAAGACAUGAUUGGGUUCCGGAGUGAAGAUGUGUAUUUAUGAACAUGCAAUCUGACAAUAAGCAUUUGUUUUUUUGCGUGUCUAUGAGCACCUGGUUCCAGUCCAACACAGACAUUUUUGAGGGGCCUUAUUUUAUUGUUUGCUUUGUCGGCAUCUCUGGUCUGUGAUCCAGAUGUUCAUAAGAAUGCUCUGUUAUUGCUGAGUGGGGGCUCAGGAGAGAAAUCAUUGUCAAUGCUCCUUUUCCUCAACAGCACUGCAACCCUCAGCAUUUUAAAUAAUAGUUUACAGUGGAAA
Messenger RNA from Syngnathus typhle (broad-nosed pipefish), 1626 nucleotides. RefSeq names its product V-set and transmembrane domain containing 4a (gene vstm4a). The transcript is spliced from 8 exons. Lineage: Eukaryota; Metazoa; Chordata; Actinopteri; Syngnathiformes; Syngnathidae. Bases 221 to 1282 code for a protein of 353 amino acids. The record is from RefSeq and is a predicted model, not a curated record.